Molecule: messenger RNA, 6652 nt
Organism: Haemorhous mexicanus (house finch)
Lineage: Eukaryota; Metazoa; Chordata; Aves; Passeriformes; Fringillidae
Gene: AVL9
Product: AVL9 cell migration associated
Exons: 16
Coding region: 236-2173 (645 amino acids)
Cellular component (GO): cytoplasm
Source: RefSeq, a predicted model, not a curated record
GGGAGCGGGCGAGGCCUCGCUUGGCCGCGGCCUCCCCUGGCUGGGGGAUGCCUGGCUGGGCUGUGACUCGGCUCGCCCCGGGCAGUUCGUGGUCACGGAGCUGCCUCCAUUCCCGCCCCGCCUCGGUGCUCCGCCGGGAGCGAGGCGGAGCGAGGGCCGGCGGGGUGAGCUCCCGGGAGUGAGGGGCCACGGCGCACACCGUGGCACCGUAUCUGUUUCGAAUCGUGCGUGCUUGAUGCGUUCAGACAGAGAAUCCGGAGGAGAAAACUCCAAAUGGUGUUUUAAUCUACCUUCCUCUAUUCCUGCCGGCCCAUCACUGGGCGCUCAGGUUGAAUUUUCCUAUCCUCCCCUAAAACCUGGAGAAGGACAUGACAGCCACAGUUUACCAGAGGAAUGGAAGUACUUGCCAUUUCUUGCCUUACCAGAUGGCGCCCACAACUAUCAGGAAGAUACUGUAUUUUUCCACCUGCCUCCGAGGUGCGGGGAUCGAACCACGGUGUAUGGUGUCUCUUGCUAUCGGCAGAUUGAAGCAAAGGCAUUAAAAGUACGGCAAGCAGACAUCACCCGAGAAACUGUACAGAAAAGUGUCUGUGUUCUCAGUCAGCUGCCUUUGUAUGGGUUACUUCAGGCAAAGCUGCAACUCAUCACACAUGCAUAUUUUGAAGAAAAAGACUUCUCACAAAUUUCAAUUCUAAAGGAACUUUAUGAUCAUAUGAAUAGUUCCUUGGGCAAUACUUCCUUAGAAGGGUCACAAGUUUAUCUUGGUCUGUCUCCUCGGGAUCUUGUUCUCCAUUUUAGACACAAGGUCUUGAUCCUUUUUAAAUUGAUUCUUCUAGAGAAAAAGGUGCUGUUUUAUAUUUCUCCUGUAAAUAGAUUGGUGGGAGCUCUGAUGACUGUCUUGUCACUCUUUCCUGGUAUGAUUGAACAUGGUCUUAGUGACUGCUCACAGUACAGACCAAGAAAGAGCAUAUCAGAGGAUGCUGGCUUGCAGGAAAACCCACCACGGUUAGAUGACUAUGUUUCUGUGUCUGCUGCUGAUGCUUCGAGUGCAAACUUGGGAAUGGGAAAUGGAGACAGGAAGAUGGCAGGAGAUAAUUCACUGGAAGGUCAAAAAGCAAAUGUGCCUUUCUCCCAGGCCGAGAAGACUUGCAAUGGAGCUCAGUCCUCCAACGGAGCUGUGCAGCGCUUGAAAGUUCCUUCCCGUGCUUCUCCAGCAUCCUCAGAAAGUGACUGGGAGACCCUGGAUCCCAGCAUUUUGGAGGAGGCUAAUGUGAAAGAAGGAGAACGUGAGAAUCCAGCGUCAGAACAGGUGGGAAAUCUUCGGAGCAAAGGCAUGAGCUCCGAAGGCCUUCCCAUCACUGUGCAGCCCCAGGCAAACACAGGGCACACGGUGCUUGUUCAAGGACUGGUGUCUGGGUUGGAAGAGGACCAGUACGGGAUGCCACUGGCUAUUUUUACAAAGGGGUACCUGUGUUUGCCGUACAUGGCGCUGCAGCAGCAUCAUCUCCUGUCGGAUGUGACAGUCCGCGGCUUUGUUGCGGGAGCUACCAAUAUCCUGUUCCGUCAGCAGAAGCACCUGAGUGAUGCAAUUGUGGAAAUAGAAGAUGCUCAUGUGCAAAUCCAUGAUCCAGAACUCCGUAAGAUCCUGAACCCAACAACUGCUGACCUGAGAUUUUCAGAUUACUUGGUGAAGCACGUAACUGAGAACAGAGAUGAUGUGUUCCUUGAUGGCACUGGAUGGGAAGGAGGAGAUGAGUGGAUCAGGGCUCAGUUCAGUGCUUAUCUUCAUGCACUGCUUGCUGCUGUGCUGCAACCAGACAAUGAAAAGAUUUUGUCAGACUUUGGAACAGGAUUUGUAACAGCCUGGAAAAAUACCCACAACUACAGAGUAUGGAAUAGCAACAAGCAUCCAGCUCUUGCAGAGGUAAAUUCUAGCCAUCCAUUCCAGGGCCAGUACUCAGUAUCAGAUGUUAAAUUAAGGUUGUCACAUUCAGUGCAAAACAGUGAACGUGGAAAGAAGAUUGGGAAUGUGAUGGUUUCUACCAGCCGGAAUGUGGUACAAACUGGAAAAGCUGUAGGUCAGUCUGUUGGAGGAGCCUUCACGAGUGCAAAAUCAGCAAUGUCAUCAUGGUUUUCCACUUUCACACACUCAACCCAAAGCCUUGGGGACUAAAUGCUGGUUUGGCAGAAUGCUGCUGACUAUUUCAGGUGCAAUCUUUCUCUGAGCUGUAAAAAGACCACUCCAAAAUGUAGGAGUGGAGAUUACCUACCCAGGACCAAAAUAAGGUAUAUGUUGCUUGCAAGCAGAUGUGGAAUGUUAUUAUUCACUUUCCCUAGAAGUACAGAAGAACGGUGAGUGUCGCCAUACAAUGGGAUGGUAUUUGCAGUCUGUUGGUUAUAUUUAAAAUGACUACUUCUCUUUAAAACUGAGCCUUUAUAAAGACAUUAGCAAACAGGGCUUGUUGCAAGCCAAAUGUGUUUGACUUUAGAUUUGUACAUUUUCUUGGAUGUUGAAGAUAUUUAUGUAAAGUAGUUCUAUUUUUCAAUCCAGAUAGCCAAAUGUUUGUGAAUUCUUGUUAGAAAUAAGCAGAAUAUAAAUAAUAAUUUGUCUUUUAGGUUGGAUUUGAGAGAAUCUCUGCAACCCUUAAAGGGUGGAACUUUCACACUUUUACCUUCAAAUUAAAAUCAACAAGGUGCAGAGUAAGACUGUGGCUGACAAGAGUUUUCUUUUCCUCUAUCCCCCCUGUAUCUAUGUAGAGUUGUUUGAAUGAAUCUCUAGCUCUCUUUGUGUCUCCAAAUUUGUGUGACAGUUGCAAAAUCAGUAGUUUUUUUCAUAUUAUGCAGUAGGCCUUCAUACCUUUAGCUCUGUUUUGGCUGAGUUUUUCCCCUGGGAUGUGAAUGGGAUUCCAGUUGGAGAGAUCUCUUCAGGGAAAGAAUUACAAAGCAUUUCUCCCAAACUGGGAUUGGAUCAUAGACAGUUUUGUAAAUUAGUAUGUAAUUACAACAUUAAUGUAGCUGCAUACAUAUGAAUAUGAACUACUAAACCCACCCAAAACUAGCACAGUAGCAAACUCUGUGUGUUUUUGGUUUUUUUCCCCCCAGUAAAGUUAUGAGGACUCUUCCAAAUGAAAAUCAGCUAUGUGGAUUUUCUGUGUCGACUCAGGGAAUGUGCUGUUUGGAUAAUUGCUUUUUUCAUAAGGAAAAUAACACUAGAAUUGAGAGUAACUAGAACAGCUCAGUUAGUAUCCUUUUGUGAAGAAAUAUAAUAGUUUAUUUGAAAAGAUGUGGCAUAAUGCUGUAUUUCCUAUGUAACAUGCAUGUGGUGGUUUCUGUAUGCAAGCGUAUUGCACUUCCUGCAUUUCUUGAUUCCAAAGGAGAUUAUUUCCUUUUUUCUUGCAAUGUGUGCCUCUAGAUGCCUUCUGACAUCCCCAUGUGUUGCUCUUAACAUUUUCUACAUUACAUUAUCCAGUGUUCCAACUUUUCUGUACCAAAAGGCUUUUAGGUUAUUGCCUCAUCAGUAUCUGUCAGCAUUUUGCCAUGUUCUUUUCUGGGGCCAGGAUUUGUAGUCAUGGUUCUAUUUCCUAUUCUUCAAAUAAAAUGCAGCCGCUGACAAGAGAUAAACAAGAAAGCUCAAAUGUUUUUAGGAAAUUAUGUUUUAAUUCCUUCUGUGCAUUUGCAAAGUUAAUAGAAAAGCCACACUUGCAUCACAUUGUCACUGUGCAGCAGCUUGGUUGUCAGUUUUUUUGCUUCAGUGAUUUGAAAAGACGGGAUCUGAUUUAAAGCCUUCUUUAAUUUCUUUUCCAGGACAGACUAGAUACAAUGACUGUGGAAAACCUAAAGGCAAGCAGCCAGUUAAAGUAGUUUGAUUUGAGAAGGGCAAAAAAGGCCCCUAAAACUCUACUAAUUUAUUGCUUCUGACACAUAAAUAAGCUGUAUCUAUCAAACUGCAGCUAUUGCUCCUUGUCUGUGUGUCUUUGUAUCUCUCCUCAAACUUUUGAUGCUCUUUUCUGUUUUAUUCCACAACUCUGUAAUAGACAUUUAUAUCUUUUUAAAGACUGGAUACAGUCUUAGAUACUUUAUAUACAGUGAAUUAAGACUAGAGCUGUUUAUUCAUGGUGUGUCUAGAGCUUUCUGAAUCAGCAUGCAGAUAAGAAAAUAAACACUUGCUUUUGUGAAAUGACUAACAUAUUAUCUGCACUCUGGGAUUUAAGUGGUCACAGUCCAUGUUCUAAUGAAGACUGAAGAAAGGUGAAUAAAGGAUUUAAUCACCUAUAAAACCAAUUCCAGGAACUUAAGGCAUGCCUAGGUAGAUUUAGGCUUAAGGAGCUCACAGUGGUGAGUUCUAGAAGCCAGGCAAGUUGUUGGUAUUUACAUGUACAUGCAGUAGAAGCAGGACCUUCAAGGAUCCCUUUUCAAUAUCCUUGUCUUUGUUACCUCCUCACCUGAGUUUCUCUGUUGAGUUCUCAAAUGCUCCAAAUUUAUGUGGCAAAUUUAUUAGCUUUCUGCAUUCCCUUUAUUCCCACAGGUUCCCUCGCUGGCCUAGGAGUAUUAGAAAGCUGACCUUUGUUUGUUUUCUGGUGGAUUAAUCUGAGGAAAGACAGAAAGAGGUGCCCUCACUGGCUGCUUGUUGCUUUGUACAGUGAUUCUGUUGUGUCACGUCACAAUUUUUCUUAUGGGCAAGGAGACCAGACAGAUCUUUCUCUGCAGCCUUUUUCUCACUGUCCCAGCUGUCUCUGUUUUGGAACCAAACAUACAACCUGAUUAAGACUAUUUUCCUUUCCUUACAAAUGACAGAAUAAAAAACUUUUCAGUCUUUUUAAGAACUGACACCCUGCUAGCAAGUUGGACUCAGAUUUAAACUCAGAUUUAAAGAGUGAUUAAGACUUAAUGAGUGGGUGGAGAUGAAGAGAUCUCCAUAAUUAGUUGUCUUCAUUAACAUCUACGUUUGCUCUCCAACAUUUGCUUAAGCUUACUUUUGGGCUAUAGGAAGGCAUGCAGCCACUGAGGUUCAUCUAAGCUCAUAUAGUUCUCUUCUUAACUUAAUUCUUGUAACCUCUUUAGUUAAAUCCAAUGCAAAUGCAAGUUAUUUUCCUCUCUUCUGCUUUAAUAUUUCCAGUGCAGGCAUUAUUAAUUAUUCAGAAUAAUUUAGGCAGUCGACUUCCAUUUCAAAGACUUCGACUUUCUAUUUCUGCACUGUAAGAAACAAAGGGUCCUAAGUGAAUUGGUGAUAGUGCCUCUAAUCAGUCAGCUGUGAAGGUAUUGUUACAGCUCUGUCCUGAUUUGAUGUUGCAAAGGUAUUUCUGGCUGUCAGCAUGCAGCACAUACCGACUUACAGGUAACACAAUAGCACACCGCUCAACUUCCUCUCAUCACAGGCGUCAACCUCAGCUUUUUGCAUGUGCCAGCAUUUGAGGAAGUGCCUGUUGAGCAUAGAAAUUAAAUGUAAGUCCCCCAAACCCCACAAGACUUAAGUGUUGCUGACCUUAUAUUUCAUUUGACUGAAGUGUUCAGCAUCUUUAAUCAGUGAUUUUUCAUGUCAUAACCUUAAUUCCUGUACACAUCUCACACCAGUUUCCUCAAAUGUCACAAUGUAAUUAGAAUUUUUAGGUCAGUGUUCUGGUACAUUGCACUUGUUUGACUUUGUACUUCUGUUUUAAGCACCUUUGUAAUUAAAUAUAAUAUUUUGCCCAAACAAGCUUCUGAUUUCCAUACAAAUUAUUACUAAGCAGAGAAACUAAUGUGGCAGUAUUUAAUUGUAAAAGUGAAGGUGUGAAUGCAGUUUUUAAACAUAGGAACUACUGCUUGAUAAUUGAACAUACAAGUAAUAUAUUUAAUUUUUCCUGUGCUGCUUGAAAAAUAAAAUACAUCCAGCCUGUUUAAAGUUCCGUCUGCUCAGAAAGCUGUAUUAUUUUAAUAAAUUAACUCCACCAGAAGACACUUGCAGGCAUCUGGUUUUGGUAUUGGUAGCUGCUUGUAAUUCACUGGCAGUAUUUUUGAAAUUUGUCUUCCAUUGAAACUGAUUAUGGAUGCUGCUUUUUGAAAAUUUAGGACAAAAGGGUCCUCUAGAGUGACUUUUUAUUCCCUGUGGAGUGCUGCUUCUUGUGGAUUGAUUGAAGUCCUCAGGAGGUUACAGACCUCUCUAAAAUCAGUAAGAAUUUCAAGUACAACUAAAAUUUUGGUGUAGAUUUAGCUUCAAAGUAACUUGUAGUUUCUGUGGAUUGUGGCAUCUGGUCAAAAUCAAGAUGCUGUGUAAAUUACUUGCGGCACAUCCAGUUCUCUGCCAUAGGGAGCUGUUUUAAAACUUCAGAACUUCUACUGCAGCUGUCACUGUACCUGUCUGAGAAUGAUUUGCUAAAUGGGUUUUCCAGAAGGAAGAAACUGACUGCCUUGGGUAACCUUUAGAUGUGAGUUACACAAAGGUUAUGUCUAGACAAUGGUUGCAAUUCCCUAAAAUUUGUUAUGGUUUUUCUGACCGUGUGCAAGUAGUUGGGCAGAGACACUGAAAGAUAAAUUAACAUCAUGCUUUUUAUGCACUGCAAUUUCACUUUCUUGCAGGUAUUUGGUUUUCAUUAAAAAGGGCAACAUGGAGAUUAUUCAUUAAAGGGAGAAACACUACAUUAUUGUAUUAUGAUUAAAGAUGUAUGAAAAAUUG